AGAGCUUAAACGUAGCUCUGAAUAACACUUGCAUGAUAUUCUCGGUCACGUAAUUCUGAAGCUACCAACUACAAAGUAGCCUGCCUAGUCUUAGCUUAUGUACAGUCAAACCAAACGCUCAAAAUGGUUCACGUUCAGUUUUAGCAUGAAUUAACCUCUCGAUUUAUAUACAAGAUUUAACAAGGGUUUACUGAAACUAUUAAGACGUAUAAAUUCAUAAAGUCUUUUAUAAUUCAAUCAAAACUUACGAUAGUUUGAAACCUAACUAUGGCAUCUGGUGCUUUGCAUUGUCAGAUUAUAAACUUUUGGAUGGAAAUGGGCCACCCGCCCAACUUCGACUGGCUAAUGCGAGAUCCCCUGCCACAUACUCCAGUCGAUCAAAUAACUAAAAAACUCAAGGAGCUACAGAAACUCGGAGGAAUAACACUAAAACAGAAUCCCGACGAUGAUUCAAAAUUGGACGACCACAGCCCAAUAACUGAAAUGCAGCCAUUCUCGGCAGCUCCCACCCCCUUCUACGUCAAGACAAGUGACAAAGAGGGCGGAUUGUGUUAUUGGGCGAGUUGUGCUCUGUCUGCUAUUGGCAUAUUCUUCCUCGUUCCAACAACCACCAUCACUAUUUAUACAUGCUUCGGAGCUGAACACGAACAGGUGACAGUUGAUAUAUCUCGCAAGAAUAAAAAAGAGAAAAUAAGCGCCUCGUCAAAAAAUGUAUCUCUUCACCUUCCUCCUUUGUUUGGCGCAAACCCACAAUAUUUCACUCAAGGAUCCUUGUUCUUCAAAAACGAGAAGCAAUUGGACGAAUGGUGCUGCAAGCAUAAUCUGCCGCGAGGCCGACUGUUGGACUUGGAUACGGCUUUCAAGCUGGCCAAAUUGUUUUUCAGUAAACACCAUUCGAAUCAAUGGGCUCCUUGGACUGAUAAAGAUGUGAAUGCGAUGUUUAAAGCAAUUGGACUCAAUGACGAAUUCUUCCAAAUUUGAUCAGAUCUAAAGAAAUAUUGUUAAUAGUUUAUUCAAUAUUUGGUAGAAACGUUUCGUACG
Molecule: messenger RNA, 1041 nt
Organism: Symsagittifera roscoffensis
Lineage: Eukaryota; Metazoa; Xenacoelomorpha; Acoela; Convolutidae
Exons: 4
Coding region: 268-981 (237 amino acids)
Molecular function (GO): alkylmercury lyase activity
Source: RefSeq, a predicted model, not a curated record